This is a messenger RNA of Knipowitschia caucasica, 1833 nucleotides long. Lineage: Eukaryota; Metazoa; Chordata; Actinopteri; Gobiiformes; Gobiidae. The record is from the annotation of a GenBank genome assembly.
AUGACGCGUGCGUGGAGCAGGAGCGGCACGGGAGCGGCCUGUAAGCGGCGGAAGGCGGCAGAAGCGGCAGAGGAGCGUGACGUCUCCUCAGAGGAAGACAGCGGGUCAGACGAGCUGUGGGAGCUGCCUCCGAAGAGCCUCCGGUGGCGGGACAUCGACGAGCCGGACGUCCCGGUGCCAAAGCUGAGGUUCAGACCUUCCCGUCUUGUGGGUCCUCAGCUCAGCCUCACCUCCUCCUACUCCCCGCUGCAGCUCUUCCAGCUGUACUUCGACUCUGACGUCAUGUCCACGCUCAUGACGAACACCAACGCCUACGGCCGACGGCAGCCACACUUCAGCCCCGUCUGCCUCAAGGACAUGUACUCCUACAUCGCUCUGGUCAUCUACAUGGGUCUGGUCCCCCUGAAGACCCUGUUGGACUACUGGAGGAGUUCUCGUCUCUUCACGUUGCCAUUUCCGUCCCGGACCAUGAACCGUGUGCGCUUUAACCAGAUUUCCCGGUGUUUGCACAUGAACGACCCGGAAGUGGAGCUGGAGAACGACCUGAAGAAGGGAUCUCCCGAACACGACCGUCUAUGCCGUGUGCGGCCGCUGUAUGAGCGCCUCCUGGUGGCCUGUCAGGCGCACUACCACCCGCACCAGCACAUCAGCAUCGACGAGCGCAUGGUGCGCAGCAAGGCGCGCAUCGGCUUCAAGCAGUACGUGAAGAACAAGCCUACCAAGUGGGGAUUCAAGCUCUUUGUCCUGGCCGACUCUCAUGGUUACACGGUGAACUUCUUUGUGUACGAUGGUAGAGUGAGCUUGCCAUCGGGACACGGUCAGAGCUCGCUGUCGGGCCACGGUCAGGGCUCGCCGUCAGGCCACGGUCAGGCGUACGACGUGGUCAUGCGGCUGCUGUCCUCCACCGCCCUCGGCUCCGGUUACAGACUCUACGUAGAUAAUUACUACAGCAGCCCCACGCUCUUCCGCCACCUGCUGCGCCGGCACCGGAUGUCGGCCUGCGGCACCAUGCGCUCCACGCUGCGCGACUGCCCCGGACUUGGCGCUGCUUCGCUGCGGGCGCCGCGCGGCACCAUCCGAUGGCUGCGGCAGAACGAGCUGCUGUUCGUGAAGUGGAUCGACGCCAGAGAAGUCACGAUCUGCAGCACCCUCCACUCAGCCACAGCCGAGGGCACGGUCAGGAGGAGAGUCAAGGACCACAGCGGGAGGUGGACAGAGAAGCAUGUGCGUGUCCCUGACUGUGUGACGGACUACAACGGUCACAUGGGCGGCGUGGACCUAUCAGACGCUCUCAUUCACUCGUACAACGUGCUCCACAAGACGCGGCGUUGGUACAAGACGCUGUUCUUUCACUUCGUGGACAUCGCGGUCGUCAACGCCUUCAUCCUCCACCGCCAGCUCAGGCUCCGCCCCCUCACGCAGAAAGCCUUCAGAGAGGCGCUGGUGCUGGAGCUCGCCGACGCAGGCUCCGCCCCCAAGAGACGACUCAUCGCCACGUACCAGGCCGCCAUCGCCGUGAAGCGGCCCCCCUCGGACCCGGUCGUGCCCAUUCUCUCCUCUGGUCCUGGCCCAGACCUCAGCCUGGUCUCCCCUCCCUCCUCUGGUCCCGAGAUGGACUUGGGUCUGGUCCACUUGGGCCACUUGCCGGCGGCCUUCGCGGAGCAGCUUCGGGGCGUCCCCUCUCGGAUGCGGGGGACUCGAGGCCGGAGAACAUGUGUCAUGUGUGGAAACAAGACCCAGGUCUACUGCUCGGUCUGCCUCAAGACCAUGUGCUUCAACAGCUCCCGCAACUGUUACCGUGACUACCACCGCAAGAACCACAUCGCCUCCUGA